AGUCGUUGAUGAGUCGAUUUCGAAGCUGUCUGUUAUUAUUAUUUUUUGUUUCAUUUUUUUAUUUUCGGUUGUUCAAGAAUGAAACGAAGUUAUCAAACAUUUUUUGAAAACGAUAAUAAUCAUGAUGUUGAUGAUGAUGAUGUUGAUGAUGAUUCGGAAAUUCAAUCAGAUCAAAAAAUCACACAGGUGAUUGGUCAAAUUUGUUCGAAUUUCGAAAACGAUUCAAUCUACAAACGAAAAUGUAAUUGUGAUCCAUAUCGUUCAUUCAUUCGUGCCGGUCCAUUUGUUCUUGGCUGUCAAUUGACCGAUGUUCCUCAAUUAUCCGGUAUUGAUAAUUAUAUUGCAAGAAAAAUGGAUGAUAUUAAUCCGAAUAGAUAUUAUCUGUUGAAAAUUGUUGUACUGCCUAAAGAUCGUAUGGAUGAAAAUCAAAGUCAACGUCAAGCUAAAAUGAUGAUUUAUAAUGAAUAUUCGGUUUUAUCAUUGCUCAAAAAUCAUCCUGGUAUCAUUCAGAUACGUGGUUUAUAUUCAGAUAUUUAUUUUGAAAAUGAUUGCGAUAAUAAACAAUGUGAUGUUGAUGUAUGUGAACAAUGUAUGAAAAUUGUACAAUUGACAACCGAAACUGAUAUCAAUGAUGAUGAAAUAAAUGUUUCAAAACAUUCAAAUAAUGUUGAUCAUCAUCAUUAUCUGGAUUGUAAAUAUCUGAAUAAGAUUGGAAAAUUUUAUCGACGUUUAAUUUUAGCAUUUGAUUGUCAUGUAUCGCAUAUAUUUUCUUUGAUUGUACCGAUAAUUCCACAUCUUUCGAAUAAUCGAUAUAAUCGUUUUCGAUGUGAAUAUGAAAAUCUACAAGAAUAUGUAAAACGUUAUAAAAAUGUCAACGAAAUGAAAGCAUUACAGAUUUUAUUCGAAGUUGUUAAAGUAAUAAAAUCAUUACAUGAAAAAAAUAUUGCACAUCGUGAUUUACGUUUGGAAAACAUUCUUUAUAAUCAUCGUAAUGGAAAAAUUUUAAUCAUAAAUUUUGGUCUUGCACGUUUUGUAAUAAAUGAUACAACCUGUAUUAAUGAUCAUCGUGGUUCAUCGGCUUACAUUAGUCCGGAUGUUUUAAAACGACGACCAUAUGCACCGAAACCAUCCGAUUGUUGGGCAUUAGGUGUCAUUUUUUAUUCAAUGUUAUUGGGCAAAUUUCCUUUUUAUGCCGAAACAUUUAAUGAAUUAUUUAAAAAAAUCAACAUUGGCCAUUAUGAUCUUCCAACAAUAAAUCUUUUUACAUCAGAAACGAUGAAAAUUAUGCGUUCAUUGAUCGAAAUCGAUUCGGAUAAACGAAUUAAUAUUAAUGAACUAUAUGAUCGAUUGAAACAAAUUCUCGAUACAAGAUUAAGAGAAAAUUUAUUUAAAGAAAUGCAAACAUUAAUUAAACAGAAAAAAUGUAAUAAUGAUGAUUUACAAGUUGUUCCAGAUGUUUGCCCUCAGUCAUCGAUUGUUGAUCGACCAAAAAGUCGAUUAAAUAUUGAACAUGAUCAUAAUUAUGUUCAAAUAAAAUCAUAUAAAUCACCCGAAAUAGAUUCUAGUGAUAAUGAAUCCAUAAAUAAAUUUGAACAAUAUUUUCAAUCAAAUUUGUGUAUGACAACACCACCACAAAUGCCUAUACCAUUUUUAAAAUUACGUGAACGAUUCUGUUAUGAUUCUGGUGAUAAUUAUUGUGGAACAAAAUUUGCUCAUCAUCAUGGUUCACCAUUUUUGGAAGAAAUGGCUCGACAUUAUUGCUACCAACAACAACAACAGCAACAAAAAUCCGGACAAUCAAUAUUAAAUGAUUUCGAACGAAUGGAAAUACAAUUCAAUUCGAAUCCGGUUCAUUUAGAAUUUUCAAAUCAAUCAACAAUAUUGAAUGGAAAUGGUUCCACUUAUGAUGUAAUAAAAGUUGAUUCCGAUGUACGACCAUUAAAUGAUCAAGAAUAUACAAUAAUUAAUCAACAAUUAUUAAGAUUAUAUGCACCAUUUUCAUCCAAAUAAUUCAUGUGAUAUUUUAUAUAUACAAGUAAUAUAUUUUGUUUCUAAAAUUUCA
Dermatophagoides pteronyssinus (European house dust mite) is the source of this 2062-nucleotide messenger RNA. Its product is annotated as serine/threonine-protein kinase 40-like. Gene Ontology annotation, molecular function: protein tyrosine kinase activity; ATP binding. The record is from RefSeq and is a predicted model, not a curated record. Gene Ontology annotation, biological process: protein phosphorylation. NCBI's taxonomy places the organism in Eukaryota, Metazoa, Arthropoda, Arachnida, Sarcoptiformes, Pyroglyphidae.